AUGGAUUGUCUGGCGUACUGCCAGGCCGGGAUUCUUGCACCAGAUGGUGCUCCUCCUGAAUGGGCACCCGCCAUAGAACAAUCAUUCACAUACGGUCUUCAGAACGAAGCCUCAGAUGAAAGUUACGAAGAAGCCCUGGAGUUCUGUGAGAAACAUCCUGUUGAAUCAUCAACAAUUCUACCCUCUCGGACCAUCGCGGAUAUCGACAGAAAUGGAUGCUCUGAAUGGCGAAUCCAAGCUCAUGACUCCUCCCUUGUUGCCGUAGUCCAUAAUUCAGACGGGAAGGGCGGACUCUCGCAGAUACGCUCUAGAGCGGACUGCCCAGAUACAUGCCUCCUCAGCAACCUGCCAAUCGUCGCUGGUCAAUAUCACUUUCCUAAUGAUGGUGGAGUGUACUUCGAGAUCACUGUAAACAAAAUGACAGAUCCAUCCAAAGGUGGCGUAAUCGCAAUUGGAACUGCUUGCAGACCGUAUCCAUCGUGGAGGCUCCCAGGCUGGAAUCGAUUGAGUGCAGGUCUUCACCUCGACGACUUCCACAAAUUCUUUGAAGACCCAGAAGGCGGGCGCCCCUACUUCCCAUUGGGAUCUCCACUCAUUACGUCUGUCGUUGGCCACACAAUUGGUUGCGGAUAUUAUUUCUCCACAGGUACAAUGUUCUUCACAAUCGACGGUCAACGCCUGCCAGAUGCGUUUACUGGUAUAUACUUGCAGAACCGCAGUGGGAUUGAUGUGUAUGCUGCUGUGGGCGUGUCUGGGGAGUGUGACGUCUCGGUAAAUUUAGGUGGUACGUCUUUCAAGAGGCUGGAAGGAAAUGAGUGGAGAUGGAAGGUGGACAGACAAGUGAGGAAGCUUGGUGAUGAUGUUGGAGAGCAGGAAGAACUGCCAGCGUACAGUGCACGCUAG
This is a messenger RNA of Suillus subaureus, 903 nucleotides long. RefSeq lists its product as uncharacterized. The transcript is spliced from 3 exons. NCBI's taxonomy places the organism in Eukaryota, Fungi, Basidiomycota, Agaricomycetes, Boletales, Suillaceae. Gene Ontology annotation, molecular function: protein binding. The record is from RefSeq and is a predicted model, not a curated record. The coding region runs from base 1 to 903 and encodes 300 amino acids.